CACAAGUGUCUUUUAUAUUAAAGUGUGUUAUGUAUAAAAUAAUUGUGUACGUAGUUAUUGUACAUAAAAUGUGUAUCAUCUAUUAGACAAAAUAGAUAUUUAUGCAUAAGAACGUACCCAUAAGUCUCUGUUACCAUAAAACAGAACCAUAAGAAAAUGAAGACAGAACUGUGUUGUUGGUGUUUUUUGUAUAGAUACAAUAGCGAAGGUUACGUUCGAAAAUUGUGCUUAACUUUCGUGAAUUAAGCCAUUAAUGGGACAUUUUCUUAUUUACACAACGUGGAAAGCAAAAAACUACAUUUCUUCAUUCAUAAAUAUCUGUAUGCACGAAUUAUUAAAGCCGAAAGAAACUUUCUUAACCUCUACUUCGAUUUUAAAUUUGAAGCGGCAUCAAGUAUCAUAGCAAUCUAACAUAACGUUAAGAUAUGUUUAUACAAUAUACGAUAUAAACAGCAGAAAAGAUACAUAUUCAAUAGUACAUAACCUUGCAAACAUAUUGACAAGAUUGAGAUUGCAAACAUAAACAAUAUAAUAUAAUGAGAUGAUAAUUGUAAUUUUAUUUUAAUAUAAUUGAGAAUUGAUAAUAAUAUCAAAUUUGGGAAAAUGUCUGUGAAAAGAAAAGCUGACACUCAAGUACCAGCAGAGGAGAGUGACUUAUUGUCAAUUAGACCGCUAGGUGCAGGACAAGAAGUCGGGAGAUCAUGUAUUAUGUUGGAAUUUAAAGGGAAAAAGAUUAUGUUAGAUUGUGGUAUUCAUCCUGGAUUGUCUGGAAUGGAUGCAUUACCAUUUGUAGAUUUAGUAGAGGCAGAUGAAAUUGAUUUAUUAUUAAUUUCUCAUUUCCAUUUGGACCACUGUGGAGCUUUGCCAUGGUUCUUACAAAAGACGAGUUUUAAAGGACGAUGCUUUAUGACACAUGCCACCAAGGCUAUUUAUCGUUGGUUGUUAUCUGAUUAUAUUAAAGUUAGCAACAUUGCUACAGAACAAAUGUUGUAUACAGAAUCAGAUCUAGAAACUAGUAUGGAUAAAAUAGAAACAAUUAAUUUCCAUGAAGAAAAGGAUGUGUUCGGAAUCAAAUUUUGGGCAUACAAUGCUGGACAUGUACUAGGUGCUGCUAUGUUUAUGAUAGAAAUAGCAGGAGUUAAAAUUUUGUAUACUGGAGAUUUUAGUCGGCAAGAAGAUAGACAUUUAAUGGCUGCUGAAAUUCCUAAUAUUCAUCCUGAUGUCUUAAUUACUGAAUCUACUUACGGCACACAUAUACAUGAGAAAAGGGAAGACCGUGAAGGAAGAUUUACAAAUUUAGUUCAUGAGAUUGUUAAUAGAGGAGGAAGAUGUUUAAUACCUGUAUUUGCAUUGGGCAGAGCACAAGAAUUAUUGCUUAUAUUGGACGAAUAUUGGAGUCAACAUCCUGAACUCCAUGAAAUUCCCAUAUAUUAUGCCUCAUCUUUAGCAAAGAAAUGCAUGGCAGUCUACCAAACUUAUGUAAAUGCAAUGAAUGACAAAAUUAGAAGACAAAUAGCUAUCAAUAAUCCUUUUGUAUUUAAACAUAUUUCUAAUUUGAAAGGUAUUGAUCAUUUUGAAGAUAUUGGGCCAUGUGUAGUAAUGGCGUCUCCUGGUAUGAUGCAAAGUGGUUUAUCAAGAGAAUUAUUCGAAUCUUGGUGUACUGAUGCCAAAAAUGGAGUUAUAAUAGCUGGUUAUUGUGUAGAAGGAACAUUAGCUAAGACUAUUUUAUCAGAACCAGAAGAAAUAACAACCAUGUCUGGGCAGAAGUUACCACUGAAAAUGUCUGUUGAUUAUAUAUCAUUUUCCGCACAUACAGACUACCAACAAACUUCAGAAUUUAUACGCAUAUUAAAGCCACCACAUGUUGUGCUGGUACAUGGAGAACAAAAUGAAAUGGGAAGAUUAAAAGCUGCUUUACAAAGAGAAUACGAAGAUGAUCCUAAUACAACAAUGGAGAUACAUAACCCUAGAAAUACUGUAGCUGUGGAAUUAUAUUUCAGAGGAGAAAAAACAGCUAAAGUAAUGGGUACAUUGGCAAUGGAAACGCCAAAAACGGGACAGACAUUGUCUGGGGUUUUAGUGAAAAGAAACUUUAAUUACCAUAUGUUAGCACCCUGUGAUUUAUCAAAAUAUACAGAUAUGAGUAUGAGUCAAGUUAUUCAACGACAAAGUGUAUAUUUCUCAGCAUCAUUACCAGUACUGAAACAUCUUCUAAUACAAAUAGCUGGAAACUUAGAAGUGGUGGAUGAUAAAAAAUUACGAGUCUUUAAAAAUAUUGAUGUUACUAUAGAUGGAAAAAUUGUUACCAUGGAGUGGAUUGCAACACCAGUAAAUGAUAUGUAUGCAGAUUCUGUUUUGACUGCAAUACUUCAAGCUGAAAUGAUGGAACAGCCACCAAAAGUACUACCAGCACCUACAAAAAUGGAUCGAAUGCAUUUUAAAGAAUGUUUAAUAGAGAUGUUACAAGAAAUGUUUGGUGAAGAUUCUGUUCCUAAAAUUUUCAAAGGAGAGAAACUCUAUGUGACAGUUGAUGGGAAAAAAGCACACAUAGAUUUAUUAAAUUUAGAAGUAACUAGUAAGGAAGAUGAAACUUUUCAACAAAUAGUACAAACAGCAGUAUCAAAAUUACAUCAAUCAUUGGCCCCACCUUGUGAUACAAUCUAAAAGAUAGUAUUUUUA
Molecule: messenger RNA, 2679 nt
Organism: Megalopta genalis
Lineage: Eukaryota; Metazoa; Arthropoda; Insecta; Hymenoptera; Halictidae
Gene: Cpsf73
Product: cleavage and polyadenylation specificity factor 73
Biological process (GO): mRNA 3'-end processing by stem-loop binding and cleavage
Cellular component (GO): mRNA cleavage and polyadenylation specificity factor complex
Molecular function (GO): RNA endonuclease activity; 5'-3' RNA exonuclease activity; RNA binding
Source: RefSeq, a predicted model, not a curated record